Lactuca virosa is the source of this 861-nucleotide messenger RNA. The record is from the annotation of a GenBank genome assembly. NCBI's taxonomy places the organism in Eukaryota, Viridiplantae, Streptophyta, Magnoliopsida, Asterales, Asteraceae.
AUGAGAAAAGGGAAAGAACAUGAUGGUGGUUUCCGGCGGGAAAAAGGCAUUGAUCAACCGGUGGUGGAGGAGAGUGGGAGGUGGGAGGAAUUGAACCCUGAGAUACUUGCAUUGAUCUUUGUAAGGGUAUUACCCGUAGACGAGAUGGUGAGGAACGUGCCAUUGGUCUGUAAGCCGUGGAUGGAGGCAGUAGAAGGGCCAUGCUGCUGGCGGGAUAUCGAUAUGGCGGAAUGGUGUCAACGGCACAAUGAGAGUCGUGCAGUUGACCUAGCGGUUAGGAAGCUUGUACAUUGGAGCAAUUGUACAUUUCAACGACUCUCUGUCUAUCGAUUGGUAAACACUGGCUUUGACUUUGUUGCCAAACAGUGUUUGACUGUGUUGCAAAUACCAAUGAGCGAGAUUACUGAUGAUAUGGUGGUAAAUCAUGUCAAAUCACUGCCAAAUCUACGAGUGUUGGAUAUAAGCGAUUGUUACAAUAUCACAGUCAAAGGUCUAGAAGCUUUUGGAAACCAAUGUAAGUCUUUGGUUUCCCUGAAAAGGAACAUGUCUCCACAACGAAAUUGGCCCAAUUUAGCGGAGCCAAAUCCUCCGGUUGAUGAUUCUGAGGCAAUUGUGAUAGCAAAUUCCAUGUUGAAUUUACAGCAUCUUGAACUUUGUUAUGGCUGUUUUGGUGAAGGUGGUCUCUCUGAAAUCCUUACAAAAUGUAAGUCACUCACAUGUUUAGAUAUUCAAGGAAGUUGGAAUGUGAAGUUGGAAGGUGAUAUUGAGGAGAGGUUACAAAGGAUUGAAUAUUUCAAGAGCCCUUGCGCCUAUAUAGACUAUAUUGAUGAGUUCUAUGAUAGUGGUGAAGAUUCACUUUAG